AUGGGGGGUGAAGACGAGCGACGCCGCUUCCUCUUCGUGGCUAUGCCCAUCAACCACUUCGGUGAGCGGGUCCGCUGGACCCUCGAUCUCAUUGGCGCACCUUAUGAGGAGUACACGGUGGGAGGCUUAAUCUCGGCUUUCCUUCGGGGCCGCAGUGUGCCGCAGCUGGUGGACCGCAAGUCGUGCAGUAUGAUCGGCAACAGCGACGAGUGCCUGGCCUACCUCAGCGCCGCCUAUGCCCCGAGCAUCGCUGACACGCGGUUGAGGGCCAAGGCCCUCUCGUUUCUGCGUUUCGAUGAGCAGACCAUGGCAUGGGACGUGAAGCUUAACCAGCUCGGGCAUCUCGUGCAAGGUUGGGCUUAUUUCUAUGUCCUGGCACUGGACAUGACGCCAGAAGGAUGUCUCACCGCCUGGGGGGCCUUCGAACCCAAAGUGCCUUUGAUGCACCGCCUCAUCCUCAAGUUCGGCCAUCCUUUCCUCAGGAAAUUCAUGAGGCUUGUUUUCGAGCUAUCAAAUGAGGAGGUACGAGACCGGCGGCGGAAGAUGAUUGAGUCAAUUUUGGAUGAAGCUGAUGCAACCCUUUCAAAGCAGAAGUUCUUGGCAGGAGAUGACUUAUCCCAUGUCGACAUCACUUUCAGCGCGCUCCUGGCUCCACUGCUUGGCGCUCGCUUGGUCUUCGCCCCUAAAUCUUCGUAUGCCAACGGCCGGUUCAGUUCGUUCAAUGGGGCCAUGGACCGGAUGUCAGAUAAGUGGCCACGGGCUCUCCUUGAAUUUGAGCAGAGCCUCCUGAAGAGACCUUGCGCAAAGCAUUGUAUAUCACUCUAUGAGAGCCUGCGUUCGACGCAGCUCUAG
Symbiodinium pilosum is the source of this 852-nucleotide messenger RNA. NCBI's taxonomy places the organism in Eukaryota, Dinophyceae, Suessiales, Symbiodiniaceae. The record is from the annotation of a GenBank genome assembly.